Messenger RNA from Epinephelus moara (kelp grouper), 3641 nucleotides. RefSeq names its product SKI family transcriptional corepressor 1b (gene skor1b). Gene Ontology annotation, cellular component: transcription regulator complex; nucleus. Gene Ontology annotation, biological process: negative regulation of BMP signaling pathway; negative regulation of transcription by RNA polymerase II. The transcript is spliced from 12 exons. Gene Ontology annotation, molecular function: SMAD binding; DNA-binding transcription factor activity, RNA polymerase II-specific; RNA polymerase II cis-regulatory region sequence-specific DNA binding. Bases 763 to 2988 code for a protein of 741 amino acids. Lineage: Eukaryota; Metazoa; Chordata; Actinopteri; Perciformes; Serranidae. The record is from RefSeq and is a predicted model, not a curated record.
CAGAAGCACAAUCCGUAGUUUGAGCAACAGCCAUUAUUACACAUCUAAAGCAGUAGCCUUGAAGCCAGCGAAAAUGCAUCAUCCAGCAGAUCUGAGCUGAGAGACGAGCAGGGAGAUCUGGGCACUGGUCCCUCGCCCAUCCUCUGAGCCAAUUAACCUGUGAUGAGCCUGUUGGUACAACGCUGAUUAAUUAGAGCAGGGAAGGGAUCUAUGCGUGAUGCUGCGGGGAAGCCCUCAGGUCGGAUGAGUGUAUGGACGGGAAGCAUGAUACCGCGGAGAUCGCUACAGCGCAGACUGGCUCCGAAUGACAUCACCAGAGGAAGAUGGCAACGUCCACAUCGAGGACAUUUUAGCUUCACCUCUCUACAGUGUGGCUCAGGAUCCAGCCAGGACCAACACUGCGGUCAACGGUGAAUGAUUUGAGCAGUCUUGAUUGGGAUCUGUGCAGCUAUAACUGACAAGGGGGCUGUACCUACUACAGUCUGCCUGCCAUGUGGAUGCUGCUGCUGCUGCUGCUGCUGCUUGUGGCGCAACACAAACCAUCCGCACACACCGACAGCGGAGCAGAGAGAGAGGAGGCACAGUGAGCAGGAGGGAGGCGGUGCUGCACGGACAACUGCGUCCCACUCCUAAAGCAAACACCUUUACAUCCUCCAACUCAGACUAUAGACUUGUGAUCGCUCCGACUUUCACUUGAUCACAGCUUUCUCAUUCACGACGGAGGGGAGCUGCGCGGACAUUGAAGCCUCCAGGCCUACAAGGAUGGACUCCAUACCUGCGGGACGAGACUCCAGCUCCUCGCCAAGCUCCAAACAAGAACUUUCCUACCCGAGCACCAAGAACCUGAAGCCCAACCAGGUCGGGGAGACGGUGCUGUACGGAAUACCGAUCGUGUCUUUGGUGAUAGAUGGCCAGGAGAGACUUUGCCUUGCACAGAUAUCUAACACGCUGCUGAAGACUUACAGCUAUAACGAGAUACACAAUCGACGCGUGGCGCUGGGGAUCACCUGCGUCCAGUGCACCCCUGUCCAGCUGGAGAUCCUGCGGAGGGCCGGUGCGAUGCCAAUCUCCUCCAGGCGCUGCGGGAUGAUCACUAAACGGGAGGCCGAGAGACUUUGUAAGUCGUUCCUGGGAGCUCAUGCGCCGCCUAAACUUCCAGAAAAUUUUGCUUUUGAUGUUUCCCACGAAUGCGCGUGGGGGAGUCGAGGCAACUUCAUCCCGGCCAGAUACAACAGCUCCAGGGCCAAGUGCAUCAAGUGCUCCUAUUGCAACAUGUAUUUUUCUCCAAAUAAAUUCAUAUUUCAUUCACAUCGCACGCCAGAGUCCAAGUACACACAACCAGAUGCAGCUAACUUUAAUUCUUGGAGGCGGCAUCUGAAAUUAUCAGAUAAAGGCACUGCGUUAGAUAUUCAACACGCAUGGGAAGAUGUGAAGGCCAUGUUCAAUGGGGGCAGUCGCAAGAGGACACUGCCAGGCAGCGGGUCAGAUCAUGGCUCUUCCUUAAAAUCACACAACCGUCCCCGAGACUCACCCGAGAUCCCUGCAAAAAUCCUCAGCUGCGAGGACAACCGGGGCGGCAUGACGAGCACACGCAGCUACCCGGUCAUCCCGGUGCCCAGUAAAGGUUUUGGGAUGCUGCAGAAGAUCCCACCGCCGCUCUUCCCUCAUCCGUACGGCUUCCCAGCUUUCGGCCUGUGCCAGAAGAAAGACGACAGUAUGAUGGGAGAGCAGAGCAAAGCGGGCCUCCCGGGUGUCCUGUGGCCUGGUACCAAGGACAGCGCCUACCACUCCUUCCCCAUGUUCUGGCCAGCGGCGGGCGCGCUGCCCAUGCCUCCGUACCCCCAGACUCAGCACAAACCCCCACCAGAGCUGCUGUGUCCCCCCAGACAGACUGACAUGGACAUAUCUGAGCACAGCGACCGCAGCACCAACACAUCCAAAGACAGCAUGGUUGAAAACGAUCGGUGCUCCAGCACUCAGUCCACGCGUAACGAAGACGACAAGUCAGGAGACGAGGCGAGGCCGCUGGAGGGGAUGACCCUCGCGCCCCGGAAAAUCAGCUACGUCUCCGCGUUCAGACCCGUCAUUAAAGACGCCGACUGCAUCGCCAAGCUGUACGGCAACAGAGGCGCGUACAACGGGUGUCGCACCGGCUAUUUAUCGCCCGAUUUUUUAAGUGAGAGCUCAAGUUACCGCUCCAUGUCCCCCUGCGUGGACAGCGACGGCGACCCGGACGUGGAUGUGGAGACAAAUAAAACACCAGAGGAGGAGGAGGGCUGCCGGCCUCUGUCCUCGGUGUGUCCCCGGACUCCUCCCGGCUUGGCUCACAGUGUUUCCCCAAACGACUCAGACUCCAAGAGCCUGCAGGAGAGCAGUGUGGUUGACUCCCAGAAAAUGAGCGUGCACGUGGCCCAGUCCUCUGACAGAGAACUGCAGAACAAGCACUUAUCAGAAACCCUCAUAGCUGCGUCUUUCAGUGAAGUGUACACACCGGAGAGGGGUGAGCUGCAACAAAGGAGCAGUCCGUAUCAGUUCAGACCUGCGAAUUACCAGACUGGAGUACUUACAACAAAUGAUGAGAGUGCAAGUAAAGAGGAGCCGUCUUCUACAGUGGAGGAGAUCGAAACGAAAUCUUUUAAUGAACAAAGCAGCGAGGAGACCCAGCGAGAGCCGGAUGAGGGCGAGGACGCGCCAGCCAGAGCUCUGCCAACACAAAGAGCCAUAGAAAGUCUGGCAAAAGAGGAACUACAGAAGCAGCUCUUAGAGCAAGUUGAGCUGAGGAAAAAGCUGGAACGUGAAUUUCAAAACUUGAAAGAUAAUUUUCAGGAUCAGAUGAAGAGGGAGCUUUCCUAUAGGGAGGAGAUGGUUCAGCAGCUCCACAUCGUCAGAGAAGCUCACGACGCUUUACACCAUUUCUCGUGUAAGAUGUUGACUCCUCGCCACUGCAGCGGAUCCUGCACCUUCAAAUCUCCUCUGCUCCCACCCUGAGUCACAUCACCACACAUUUAUAUGACAGAAAAAAAACUAAAGGGACACAUCUACAGCUUCUGUCAAACUAUAUUUAAAAAAAAUCUCCGAGGAAUCAAGUUGAAUGAACUUGUACUUGUAAUAUUUUAAAAUGUGUAUCUCCACCCUCAGCAUUUAUAUAACCACCUGGCAUACAGUGUAAUUUGUUUUACUGAAAUGAUACCAUUGAUAUUAUUAUUAUUAUUUGUGGCAAAGUGCAAUGACAAUGUAUGUAUCUUGUAAUAGUUAUAGGUUGUUAUUUCCUUAUUUUUGCGUUGUCAAUAAUAGCAGCUUUGACUAGCCAAUUCAUUGCUCCUUAUCCUCUCAGUAUUGUGAGUUAGCCUACUACUUUUGCUGUGUUCUUCUUUGCAGGCCAACAGCUUCCUUUGGGUGUUAUGCACUUUAAACAGAUGAUGGGACUUACCAUUAAAAAAAGCUUGUGCAUUGAAAUAGGCCUACAAUAUAAUGAUUUGUAGCGGUCAAACCAUGCCUAUUGUUUGUUUCUGAAGACUUACAAAACACAGAAGUUAGUAGGCUACAUUAGUACACACCCGCGAACAUGUAAGUAGCGACAUAUUCUAUUAAGAGUAGCCUAUUUGUUCAUGUAAUAUUUGUUUUCAUCGCUAAUGAAUAAA